Pseudozyma flocculosa PF-1 is the source of this 9408-nucleotide messenger RNA. RefSeq lists its product as uncharacterized. Lineage: Eukaryota; Fungi; Basidiomycota; Ustilaginomycetes; Ustilaginales; Ustilaginaceae. The transcript is spliced from 3 exons. Bases 1 to 9408 code for a protein of 3135 amino acids. The record is from RefSeq and is a predicted model, not a curated record.
AUGAAGCUCUGGCGCCAGCGGCAAGAGGCCAAGGGCAAAGGCAAGGGCAAGGCCAUCAGCACGGGCAUCGGUUCUGCCUCUCUCGGCGACCUCACCCUGCGGGAUGCUUCCGACCCCACUGAGCGCCCUGGGCGGCCCUCGACCGACAGCGUCCGACCAGGGCUACCCACCUCGAGCAGCUCCAGGGUCGGCUUCCCCAGCCUCGGCAGCGACCGCACCCUGGCACCGCCAAUAGCCACCCGGACGCGCGCCAUCAGCGCCCCAAAGCUGAGGCCCAAGACGUGGGUCAGCCAGCUGAUUGCAGCCGCCAACACCGCCGGCGAAGGUUCCGCUUCGGGCCUCGAGACGACCUCCCAGGCAGCCGAACGCGCCCGAGCGCAGUCCAGUCCGCGGCCCGUCCCCGUCAGCACCCUCGUCCUCUGCCGCGACAACGACGACAGCGACCGCGCCCAGGCCGAAGAGGCGCUCCGCUGGGUCGAGGCCGAGGCCGCAUCCGACGCCGCACUGGCCCGUAGAGGCUCGGCCUCGGGCGGAUCCGCGCUGAGCAGCGUGGCGCACAGCCAGUUUUCCAAGUCGGCGCCCUCGCUGCCGUUGACAGAGACCAUCACCCGGUACCAGGACAACGGGGCGCUCGAUCUGCUGCCGCCCUUGACGCCGGUCGCCGAGCCUUUCCCUGUGCAAAGGGAGCCCGAGUCCCCGCUCGUGAUCCGCAACCUCGACGAGGCGCCGCGCGGUGCCUGGACGCCGGCCAUCGACCCGCCUGCCUCGACAAACCUGCCCGGCCCGUCGCGCCUUCGCAACCCGUGGGAGGCGCGCAGCGAGGAGGAUGACUUGGUCGAAGAAGCGGUGGCAAGCAGCCGCUCGACGCACAAGCUCGCCGUGGAGGAAGAGGCGGUCCUGAGCAUGCUCGACGCGAUGGGCCGCCAAGCCGCCUCGGGCCACGCGACAAGCAGCCGACCACCACCUUCCCCCACCUCCGCCUCGAGCAGGGCGCCGACUAGCCCGGCCUCGCAGUACAGCACCGCCUUCAAGUCGCCUGCGCCGUCGGAAGCUUCCCAAUUCUCGCAGGCUUCGGGCGAAAGUGAAAUCGCUGCGGCACCGGCAACCAAGCUCGGCGCCGUCAAGGAUGCUGUCAGAGAGCGAGAGGAGCUCGAUCGAGCCGCCAGCGCCUCCAGUGGCGCAAACGAUGCUCCAAACUCAGCCUCGACCGGCUGGCUGGCCCGCGGUUCCGCCCUCCGCAAAAAGGCGAGCUCGUACUUUUCGGCAAUCGGCUUCGACGUCGCCGACGAGAACGAGGCUGGCGGCGAGGCCGUCGAUGCGGCGGUCGCCGGCAAGGCGAUAGGCACGGACGUGGCAACUGCGGCCCCGCAGCAGCUGAGGCCACCGAUGCUGAGCCGCCAGACGACAUCAGCCGCCCACUAUGACCGCGGUGGGCCUCGGAGCGGGGACAGCGGCGCGGCGACCCCUGCCUCUCGCCAUGGCGUCUUUGCCAGGAUGCAGCAGGAGGAACAAGAGUCGGCGCAGCGCCCGCAGUGGGAUGUCAAACGGCCGGAACUGCCGCACCGCGGCUCAAAGUUCUCCACCUCGAGCAGCAUCGGCGGCGGCCUCUACGGCCGGCCUGCCGUUUCGCCGGGCGGGCUGCUGUCGCCCACGUCGCCCAUGGAUGGCAGCUUGAUCUCGUCUCAGGACAAUGCCACCAGCCUCUGGAGCCGGCCGGCGCACGCGCCCGACACGCCCAACACAUCGCACGACCCACGAUCGCCGAACCAUGCCUCGGUGCUGAGUCGCUGGAACAGCAGCAAGUUUGGCGCUGCUGCGGCGUCUACAGCGCGUCCGGGCUACUCGCUCGAUCCGGACAAUGCAGCCGGCCCUGUCGGCAGCAGCAGCAGCAUUCUCUUUCCGCCCAAAUUCCGACGCCAGACGACCAACUGGACGGAUGCCACCAGCGUCGCCUCGCAUGAUGCCGACGGUGACUUUCUCGACAAGGGCCGGCCGACGGUGACGGUGACGGUGACCGCUGCCACUUCGGCGAGUGGGUCAUCGGUCGCAUCGAACCAGGACUCGCAAGCACGGCACGAAGCCGUAUCUACGAGCGACGCCGCAUCGCGCUCUUCGCGCCGCGCCGCAAGCCAGAGCGAUUCGAGCGCCGUCGGCAGCGCCGUCGCGUGCAAAAGCGUGCGCAGCGGGUCGGCCACGAUACCGCCAUCGAGCGCUGACGGUGACGUCGCCGAACCCUCGGUCUUCUCAUCGCGACUGUCCCGGCAGGCGGAUAGCGUUGGCCUGCAUUCGGUAGCAGCCCCGGCAGCUCCGCUCAGCCCGAUGCCUUCUUCUCCGACCAAGGCCAAGGACCUCAUCCGCUUCUUCGAGACCGCCGGCAGCGCGACGCCGACUGGCUCGCCAAAGCCCGCCUCAAACCCGCCGUCGCCCACCAAAGUGAGCCUUCGCACCGCCAAAAAGAUCCUUGCCGAGCCCGACGGCGACGCAGCUGCCGGCGACGCGCUUCAAGUCACGCCAAAGCGCCUGGUAUUCCCACUCGGAGCGUCCAAUAGCAACCCCAGCAGUGCCACUGCACACGAUUCGCCACUCACCCUAUCGUCAGUCUCGCCACUCGCCGCCAAGCUGCGUGCUGGAGGGGUCGCAGGCCGAACGAGGCUGCGCUCCAGGAUGGUCGCUGCCGGCGGCGCGGGGCUGGACGGCGGCUUGGACGAUGCGGACUUUUCGGACGAGGAGAACAUGGCUCCAUCGUCGGAGGCGACACCGGUCAGGGUCGGUGCGGCCGCGCGCAGGCGGCUCAGCGGCUCCUCGACGUCGACGAUGACGCGGGCCACCGGGGUCCUCCGACCUCCCCUUGCAAGUGCAUUCGCGCUUCCGAACGAGGGCCACGCGAUUGGACAUGUCCGGAGCGGGUCCAGCCCGGCGCCGCUGUCCUCGUCGCUAGCGGUCGGCACCGCCGCUCAACGCGGCCUCGCCGGUCCCUCGUACCGUCAGAGUGGAGGCGCUACAUCGGAUGGCAUGGCCGCCACGACGGCCGCGGGCGGUAGCGUCGGCAAGAGAAGCGGAGGCGGCGGUAGCAACGGUGGGAGCGGCUUUCCCUUCCGCAGCAGCGUUCGCAGCAUCGUCAACGCCAUCGCCGGGCGCAACGUCGCCGAAGGUCCGAGCCCCAGCCGCAGCGCCGUCGACAAGCCAAAGAAGCUCAAGAAGGCGGUCAGCACUGGAUGGGACUACACAAAGGAGCCCUGGGAAGCGCAGCAGGCAGACGCAGAGGCGGCCAGGAAGAAGGAGCAGGAGGACGAGGCCGAGGAAAAGGACGAUUCGCUCAGCGUCGCCAGCAGGAUGACUCUGGGCACCAUCGCCUCGUUCAGGCAUACGGUCGAGCGAGGCCAGCUGCCCGAGAGCGCAGCGUCGGCCAUCGAGCUCUCGGGCGAGCCCAGCUCGACUCCGCCCGUCCGCUCCGGCGUGCUCUUCUACUUCAACGUCCACCAUCGCGAUCCGCACUGGCAGCGCGUCCAGGUGGUGCUGCUGCCUUCGGCGGUCGCCAUGAGCUGGAUCCCCGCUGGCGGAGGCAGGGAGAACGUGGUGCUCGACCUCCGAGCGUGCCGCGAGGUGCACUCGGUGCCCGGUCCCGAGCACCCCAGCAGCACGUCCGACAUCGGAGCGACGUGCGCCAGAAAGCAGGGGCUAGGCAGGCUGAGCCCAUUCCAGCUCAUCUUUGACGACGGAGUCGAGCGCCUCGCCGCCGAGAGCGCCAUGGAACGCGUCAAGUGGGUCAACUCGAUCUGGGACGUUACCGGCGUCUCACCGAGGGACCGGCCCGACCUGUCCGAGGCGGGGAUGCGCCCGGCCGCUGUCGAUCUGAACGAGCUUCGAUGGCCGGAUCCGGCCGCGCCUUCAUCCCGGCGGGAACCGCUGUCAUCGAUGCCGAGGGAAGCGACACACACGCGCUCGCGGACGGAAUCUGCGAUACCCGCGGCAAACUUGGGCCCCGGACGCUCCGAGUCCACCGCAUCGCCGCGCAGGACGUUGCCGGCCAGCCGGUCGACCAACACGAUGGAGGCCAUCGACCGCAUCGGCUCAAUCUGGAAGAGCGAGCUUUCGUCCGAAGCCGAUCCGCGCGAAUGCCAGCCCUCGAUUGCCGAAGCUCUGGCAACCGGGCCUCCGGUGCCUCCCAAGGACCCCGAAGGCGUGGCCGGUCCGGCUCGCCUAGCCCCGGCGAUAUCGUCGUCGGCGCUGGGUCGCCGGCAAAAGGUGCGCAGCUGGCGGAAGAUGGUGCCGGAUGAGGAAGGAGCUGCAGACGAGGGCUUCGUCCACGACUCGGCGGCCAAGAUGCCGACAAUGGUCCAAUCGCCACAGCAAAAGGUCAAGUCGCAGCCCGCCUCGUUUGCAGACGACUUCAGCAGCGACAAGCCGACACUUGCAGGGACGGAGGAGAUCCCACCUCGACAGCAAGACGGCGGCAGUGCGGGUCGCGAGCCGGGCAACAUGCCGGAUACAGCCGCCCCGACCGAGCUGCCAGAGGCGCAAGAUGCGACGGGACCGACUCGCGCCGAGGACGUUGCCUCGCUCCGCGUAGCUGAGCUUGACGCGCCACCAGAUGACGACCAGGGUGGAGCGGAAGCGGGAGCAGCAACGGACCGGGCCCGAGGCAGCGAUGUUGCUUCUCUCGCCGAGGUCUCGCCGGAUCUCGACGGGUACGAGUCGGCGCACUCGCACCCGAGCCAAGUCGACGAGUUCGGACCGCGGACACCGGUCAGCGAGGCCGUCUUCAACUGGUCUCGGCCCAAGCAGGACGGCGAGAUCCGACCGAGCGACUCGGCCAGCCAGCGCCCGGCAAGGAGCGAGUUUGGCACCAUCACCAGCCGGGUAUCUAUGGAAAAUCGGCAGGCUAAGGCGGCGUCGGCGACGGCGCCGACUGCCACGGUCGAUGACGCGGCACCUAAACUGACAGAAGCCAGCCUGACUGCGGUCGCGGAAGCCGAUGAUCGGACGCCUGCACAGAGGAUCCGCGACAAGGUCCUCGGCAGCGUGCAGGAGCCCGCCGCACGCGAAGCGCUCGCUGUCGAGCUGGACGCCGUGGCUGCGGGUGCGAGGCCCGAAAUGCAGCCAGCCCUCGCGCAAACGCUGGGCACGGUCAUCGAGGAGACUCAAUCGCAAGCCCAGAGCACCCGCGCCUCACGCCAGCAGGGCCACACGCCCAUCCUGACCCAGCUACGCGACGGCUCCGAGGUCGACGAGGUCAUCGCAUCGUCCGAUGUCAUCCGGCAGAGCCUCAAGUCGCCUUCGGCAGAGUCUCGGCUGUCCAAGCGCACCGCCAGCACCUCGUACUCGCAGGACGUCCACCGGCUCCUCGAGCAUCUCGAAGAGCAGCAACGCGCCCACAUGGAACGGGAGAAGCUCAUGGAGGACCAGAUCCGAGGCUUUCAGGACGUCAUCGCAGGCCUUCAGACCAAGAGCGCCAACGGGAGCAUCCGAUCGGGCCGCAGCCAUCGGCGCAGCUCGGCAUCCACGGCGGGCGAGAGUCGAUCGACGAGCAAGACCGACCGCGACUCGGAGCUGGCCGCGAUGCAGGAGAAGCUCGACAGCCUGCACAACCUCGUGGCCAACAUGGUGACCAGCCAGUCGCAGCGCAACCUGGACGCCGGCGCGAGCGGCGAUGCUCCGCCGCUUUCGCCUGGUCAGAGUCGGAGCGAGCUCGCGCGCAUCGAGAGCAUGCUAGAGAAGCUGAUGCGCCACCACGCCUCGGCGUCCGGCGACGCGGCCACGAUGCCCAGCGUGGAGCGCUCGCGUUCGAUCGUGCGCGAUGCCGUCCUCGCGCGGGAGCCGAGCCUGGUGCACGAGUGGGACCAGCUGCCGCCCGAGCUGAGGGGAGCCGAGCUGAUGCGGAGCAUGGAAGAGCGUGCCCGAUUCGGCCGCGACGGACGCCACGAAGCCAUUGCCCAGGACCUACUGAGUGUGCCGCCUCGACGGGGAAGCGCGCCUCCGAUGGCCGAGGACUGCGGCAGCCAGGCGACGCCACGAGCCAACCUCGAGACUCCCCGGCCCGACGGCCUGCGACCGCCCUCGCGCGCCAGCAUGGCAGCAUCCGUGUCGAUGACCGAUCUCGACUCGGUGGCGGGCCGUGUGCCGGCUCGGAGCUGGAUCUCGGCCGACGGCAUCCCUUCUCCACCCCCCAACUCUGAAUGGGACGCCGUCUCCAUCCGCAGUCGGAGGAUAUUUACGCCGCCGACGGCAGGGAUCUCCACACCUGCUCAGAACCUCCGCAUACACGGCGAUCCAAACAUGGGCGCGACGAUGCCGACGCCUCGGCCGGCCCUUGGGCCCGCACAGCCAAGCGUUGGCUCGGUCGACAUGGAGGCCGAGAUCCGCAAACGCCGAGCGCGCCAGCAAGCUGCCAACGGCACCGGGUCAGCCCAGCCGGGCGGCUGGUACACGCCGAAGGUUCCAUUGGCUUCGGCUGAAACCGGAGCCGACAUGGUGAUGGGCAAUGUCAGCUCAGACCCGCAGCGAGCGAGCGUCUCAGCCGCCGCUGCCGACACGCCGCGAGCGACGGACCAGCGCGGCGGUGUCGGAAUCGGGACACCCGCUGUGCCGUGGGCGCCCGGCGGACCAGCGCGCGACCCGGGGAGGCCCAAAGCUCCUGGCGAGGACACGCCUAGCGGCCUCGGAUUGUCUCUGGCGCGCAACGCCAACUCCGGAUCCUUCGAAGGACAGCGUUCUCAGGCCGCUGCUGCCGACCGACCGCGUGGACCGCAGCAGCCAGAGGCUUUCGACGUGCGCAAGCUCAACGUCUCAAGCAAGAACCCGGAGCUGGCCACCAUCCUCGAGGCGCUCAAGCAGAGCGAGGCGGCUCGGGAGCUGCAGGUCCGACAGCAGGGCGAGCUUGCCCGCUACGUCAACGAGCUGCACAGCUGGCUGGAGAAGGACGUCGCCGAGCGGUCCAAGGAGUUCAGGAUCCUGGCUACAGGCGUGACGCAGCUACACGACGAGCUCCUCGCCACCAAGCGGGCGAGACCGCUGCCGCCAACUCAUGGGCUGCCGCCGGCGGGGCUGUCGCCCACCAAUGUGCCGCCAGCAGCGAUGGCCGCUGCGGCAAUGGGCAAGACGGGCUCCGCCUCGUCCUUCGGCCCUCGCGCAAUGUCGCGCGAGUCGUCCGGCCAAACGGCGACGGCGACGGGCAUCGAGGGCCUGCCGCCAAGCUCGGGAAUGCCCAUUCCAAUUGUGACUCUGGGUGAUGCGUCGAUCCCGAUCACCGGACCUCCAGUCGGCCCGAAUCCGCACGACUCGGCCCUCACUGGCGCCGCACCAGCCGCAGCGUCAGCGCCGCCAACGAUGUUGCGGCCCGGAGGCAGCGCCUUGACGAGCGCAGCGCCGCCGGGCGUGGCUCCCCACAUUACCUUCGGCAACGGCGGCAAGUGGACCAACCUGCAGACUCCCAACCUCGACAAUGGCUUCACGACGCCCGUGCGCACCAAGCGACAACAGAAGCGGACUUGGCACGCCAAUACCCCGGCGGGGCCGCGCAAGCCCGAGGAGGCCUGGUACAAGCCCGACGACGCCGCAACCGGCGAUGGCAGCAAGCCGGCCCAGGCCAAGGACAAGGCCAAGGACAAGGACAAAGCCAAGGCGAAGCGGCCUACGCCGCUCAAGAGCAGCAGCUACAUCAGUACCGCGAGCGCCAGUAGCGACAGGUCGGCCAAGAAGUUUGUCGCGGCAGCCGGCGGUGCGCUUCUGGUGCGUGCCGCGCUGACAGAGUGGGAGGCGUUCAAGAUGCAGCAGCGUGCCGAGGGCAAGCCGGAGGAUCCGAUCCCUGCGGGCGCCUCCGGCGAUCCGGAGCUGGACCAGCGACUGCCGCUGCCUGAACCGAUCGCCUCCAAGUUGCGCGAUGCGGCCGAAGCGUGUGAUCAGGAGGGCGUCACCAGCGCCGUCCGGGAUGCUGCCCAGGUCGGUCUGGGCACGCAGGCCAUUAUCAAGCUGAGCGAGCAUGUCGAGAGGCUCGAGGGCAACGAGCGCGCUGCCGCUGCGGCGGAUGCCGAGGCCAACGAUGGGCCGCUUGACGGCGACACGCUUGCGCCCUCGGAGGUGGCCGAUCGCAGCGUGGGGAUGCCGACCCCGUCGCCGCACAAGACGCGGUUCGCCGAUGUGCCCGAGGAGAUCGGCAGCGUCAAGACUACGUCGAGCAGCCUGUCGACGGACAUGCGCGCCGUGUCCAAUGGCGGGCCGAGCACGGGCGCGCUGGCCCUGGCGGUCGAGGAGAUCCUCAAGCACCUGCUGGAGCGCAAGGAAGAGGAAAAGAAGCGCGCGGCGCAGGUGGAAGCCGCCAAGGCCAAGAAGGAGGCCGAGAAGCGGAAGCGAGAGCAGACGCAGCAAAUGACGGCGGCGCAGCAGAAGGAGGCGGAAAAGGCCGAGCUGGUCGACAUGAUCCUCAGCCGCCUCGGGCAGGAAAAGUCGAGGCAGGAGGCCGAACUCGUGAGGCAGCAGCGCGAGCUCGAUCCAAAGUCGGCCAUUGAGUCGCUGGUGACGAUGCUCAACUCGCAGCGCGAAAACGACCGGGCGAGCCAGGCGUCGGCGGACCGUGCGAUCAAGGAGAUGGCGUCGUCGCUGCUGCGCACGACGACCGAGCAGAACGGCAAGCUGGUCGAGGCGGUCAACUCUGCCGCGCGCGAGAUGCUCAAGCACAACAUCAACGCGCACGCCGACGAGCUCAAGCGGCAGCUGUCCAAGGAGGUGGCCGUCAUGUUUGAGGACGUUGGCAAGAUCCGGGAGGCCAAGCGCGCGCUCGAGCACGAGAUCGCCGACCUGUUUGCCAUCAAGAGCCGCCACCUCACCUUUGACGCCCACGGUGGUGGCGGCGGCAUGAACCUGGGCAUGCCGAUGCCGAUGCCCGUCAACCACGCCCCGGCCCAGAUUGCACCCUACUACCCGCCCGGCCCCGGCCCGGCUCCCGCUCCCGCUCCCGUCGCGCCGCCACAGCAGCCCCAGGCGCAACCCUGGCUGCCUCCUCACGCCUACGCCCUCGGCGGUCCGCCGUACUACCACUCGAUGCCGCCGCCCGGUCAAGACGCCGCCCCAACGAAAACGCGAAGCGCACCAAAGAGCGGCGGUUCCAAGGCCGUCAUCGAGGACAAGUCGCUGAGAAAGGCAGCCAAACAGGCGGCCAAGGCGGCGCUGGCUGCCAAGGUGGCGGAAAUGGCCGGCACGGCUGCCGCUCCGGCCGCGGCCAAAGCUUCCAAGGCUUCCAAAGCAGCCAAGGCUGCGCCGCCCGCCGCUGCAGUGGCACCAGCUGCGGCGGCGGCACCGGCAGCGACACCGGCGGCGGCAGUGAAGGGUAGCCUGGUGCCUGCCCUCCUCGGUGGCGGCAAGGACAUCCUGAACCCGUUUAGUAUCAAUUUCGGUCCGCGCGCGCCGAGGUGA